Molecule: messenger RNA, 40872 nt
Organism: Pelobates cultripes (western spadefoot toad)
Lineage: Eukaryota; Metazoa; Chordata; Amphibia; Anura; Pelobatidae
Source: the annotation of a GenBank genome assembly
UGUACGUCACGUGGGCUCUCCAGCGUUCCCACACUUUUUCCCUAAUUAUCCAUCCAGUUCAGCAGCUGAAAUGUUUCAAGCCGAUAGCUUGUUUGAAGAUAACACUGGGGUCUCCUAUUUUGGAAGCUGAAGGUAUCUUUUUCAAUUAAGAUCUGUCAGGGUUUUGUAAACAGCAGCAAUGAGAUUGGAGAGCCCUGCAAGUCACAAGGCAGAUCCAGUUUCACAUCUCUUGGUAACUACAAGGUUAGUAUUUUUUUUAUUACUAUUUCUGCGAGAAUAUUUUCAUGAUGAAUGAUCAGGGAGAAGGAACUUUAGGCUUUGGGUUGUGGUUCCAUUGAUACAGAGACUGCCUGAGCAUCUUGUCAGUCAGAGUCCAAACUUUUUAUCCACUUGAGAAGGAUUAUACGAUAGAGGAGUCAAAAUACGGUACUUAAGGUAUCUUUAUUGGAUUUCAACUGCCAUCACACUCAGCAAGUAAGAGGUUGACAUUUCACAAGGGGACGAUCACAUCACACAUUAUGCUAUCAUUAUUGUUGGAAUUUUUAUAGCGUCAACAUUUUCCGCAGUGCUUUACAAUAUUAAUGUGGGGAUAUCACAGCAACGAAGGAGUAAAUUAUUGGACAUGUUAACAGGAAACAAGAGAUUAUUUUGGACUCUGCUCAGAUAAGCUUACAAUCUAGUAGAUAUUUAUAUGUAUAUUGUAUUGUAUGAAUAUUUGCUCAGUGUACUGCGGUGCAGAAGAUGUUUGUGUUUCAGCGGUUUAAUUGCUUGUUUACAGUAUCUCAGUAACACCAUAAAGGUAAAUGAUUUAAUGGUGAAUUUGUAUCAGUCUAUAAGUUUGUACAAAUGUAUAUCAUCAUAGUUCCCAAAAUAUGUUUAUUGACACAAAUGAGGAAUAUUUAAAUACCCAACAUAAUUAUAUUAGCAAAUAAGAACUCCCAAAAAUGGUUCACAAAAACACAGCAAAUGGCUGUUACAUUUGGGAGUUGUAGUUGGCUAUAAUCAGAGUUCUGGUAUUUGAAUGCCCAAGAUCUAAAAUGAACAAGUUAAAACAGACGCAUGAGCCACAAAAGUAUAAAUACUUCAUCUUAAAUGUCACAUUACACAGCUUUACUAUGUCACUCGUAUACUUUGUUAAUCUAUAUAAAGUGCUGAGGGCAAGGGCACUAAAUAAGAAUGGUUCAAUAAUGAAAUACAUUUAUUUUUUACAUAGAUUUUUAAGGUUUCCAAUAUUAAAAUCCAUGAACAUGUUGAUGAUGAAAUCAUUCUUAAUGUCAUUGCUUCUUUUGACUAGUUCAAUUUAGUGCAAAUUUUAGGGCAAAGAAAAGUGUAAAAUAGUAAAUCGUGCAAAAUAGUGUAUCGUGGAGCAGAUGUAACAUGAUGGAUAUAACAGAUUUCACACAUCUCACUGGUAACCUAAAGGUUAAUGCAAUACACAGGACUAGAGAGAUUGUAUCUCUACAUUUGCUUAGAAUUAUGAGCAAUGAUGAGCACAUUCAUUUGGUGCAGAAAGAAACUGCAGGCAACACAUCUGCAUUAAAUGCAAAUAUGUAUGGCUUUAAAGGGUCGACCUUCUUUGUAUCACUGUAAAUAUAUAUACUGUAUUUGUGUUCCAUGAUGCACUAACAUUUUUCCCUUUUACACUACUCCAGUAUUUUCUAGCUAAAUACCAGCAAUGACUAAUUGUGGUUAAUUUCUCCUGGUAAAAAAUAAAACUAGGUAUAUAUUUAAAAUAUUUAUAAUAUAAAUAUAUGUAUGUAUUUGAAAUAUUUUUGUUCUAUGGACAUCCCCAAAUUUUAGGACCAGAAUGAAAUAACUUAAACUUGGGGACAGAUAAACGCAGCUGAGUUGCAUUUCGAAUGCAUAACCAGGAAAGCUAGGGGACAGACUGAGUCCCUUUAUUAUUUUUUAUUUUAAGCUUUUUACUAGCCAAGAACAGCAGAUAACAUACUGUGAUUUCUAUCCUGAUAUAACCUGAUGUUGGCACACACUGUAGAUGUGUGGGUUGGCACUUUUUUCUUUCCCCCUAGUCAUUUCUAGAAGCUGAUGAUUUUACUGGUCAGAGGGCUUGUCAAUUUCUUAAUUUCCUGGGCAUGUCUAACUUUAAUUGAGUACUUAGUUUUAUGGGCCACAAAGCUAAUUUUCCGGUCCGCGUGCACCUCCCACGCCUCCCCCGUCUGUGAGUCCCUACAUUGGCUUCCAGUAAGAUAUAGGGCUCAAUUGAAGAUUCUGGUGCUUGUUUACAAGUUCCUACAUUACAUAAUGCUGCUCUAAAAUUCCUAUCCUCUUUAAUAAACAAGUAUGUCCCGUCAAGGUCCCUGCGCUCUGCCGAAGACCUACGUCUAUCCUCUGUCUGUGCUCCCACAUCUGAUGUUCACCUCCAAGACUUCUCCAGGGCUGCACCUUUUCUAUGGAACUCCAUUCCCUUCUCUGUUAGACUUUCACCCAGUCUCCACUCCUUCAAAAAAUCUUUGAAAACACACUUCUUCAGGAAAGCAUAUCAUUUAAACUAUUAGCAUGUUUUCAUUCCCCCCCAUGACUCCUCUCCUGCAACUGUCAAAAAUAACCUACUAAAUUCUCAGUGAAUACUUUUCUAGCAACCUAUUUCAUUACCCCUACUUAUACCCUAGGUGUCACUAUACCCCACUCCCUCUAGCAAGUAAGCUCAUUGAGCAGGGCCCUCAACCCCUCUGUUCCUGUGCUUCCAUUUGUCUGGUUACAAUUACAUAUCUGUUAGUCCACCCAUUGUACAGCGCUAUAGAAUUUGCUGACGCUAUAUAAAUAAUAAAUAAUAAAAUAAUAAUAAUAAUGUCCCAAAAGAGAAUAGGAAUCCUCGAUGGCCUAGCAGUUAUCUCAACUUCCCCAAGCAUUAUGUCUUUGUCCAGCAGAUGGAAUAGAUGCUAGGAAGCCUACUGACCAGGAAUGGUCCGAAACCCAUGAGGACCAUUACUUGUAUCAGUCGGAGUAAAGGGAACAUAGGAACAUACUAGGAACAUUGUAUGAACAUGUAUGCACAUGAAAUAUCAGAACUAAAGAACAACAUAUAUGAUUCUGGAUUACAGAAUGCAUCCAAUUCCCAAAUACAGGGCCAGAUUAAGAGCCCAUUGGGCCUGGUGCUGACAGUUAUGAUGGGCCUAAUUACUGAAUUUUAUCGACAAAAAACACUAAAACAGUCAUACCUCCCACGUGCCAUGUAUGUGGUAGAGGUGGUGCUGGAGGGAAACUCACAAGAUGCAGCUAUUAGAAAACACAUACCCUAUGUGCUAAUCUCUUGCUUUCAUCUUUCAAGUAAAUCCAUAACCCCUAAAAGCAGGUCCGGUGAAGCAGGAUGUCGGUGGGUGGCGUAAAAGGGUGUGCCACUGAUGCGAAUCACGUAAAUAGAACCACCACAGAGGUGAACAUGCCCAAAAAGAGGACGUGUCUUCCCAAAGAAUUGGAAGGCCAGUCUGGAGUGAAUGCAGGCUGGCCAACUAAGGGCGUACUAUGUAGACAGCAGCCUGAGCAUGGCAUAAAUGUGUAAUAAUGUGCUCACUCCAUGCUUUCUAAGGAUUGUUUUGUAGCACUCACUUGUCCAGUUCUCUCCUUACUUUCUUACUAAUAGGCAGAAGCUCCUGGUAUACAGUCUGGGACAGAGAAAAGUUGAAUGUAUUGAUUGUAGAAGAAAGUGAACAUGCCACAGUGUUAGAGAGACCGAAGCAGCAAGAUUAUUUGCAUAGUGCACAAAGUCAGCUUUACCUUAACUAAUUUCAUUGUCAGCCUGCACACACAAUCCCCUGACCCCUACAUCCGUCUUAAGUUUCCAUACUUAAGUAAGAGCAAGUUUUUUUUUUUUUUUUUUAUCAAUGGGCCUAUUCCACGGGCAUGAGCCUGGAGCUAUGUCAGCCCUGCCUUUAUAUAAUAUUAUAGAUGUAUAACAAAUGGAAGUAACGAUAUGUUCUACAACCAUGCUAGACUAGGCCGGGAAGGAACACAAAGCAAAGCAGAAAUGGACUAAAAAAGACGCACCAGAUCAGGACAUCAAAGACACUCAGGAUCUGAUUAUUCAGCUAUCGUCACAGGUGGACGCUGUACACAAUAUUUUUGGAAAACAAUAUCUAAUCUCUGGGAACAAAGACUAGCAGGAUUCUAAAGGCAUGGCCAUUUGUGUGUUAACAAGUGGCAUUAAGUAAACAAUGCCCAAAGGCUACCUUCAUGUAUGCCAUUUUCUACUUAUUUACCCAUUACACAUUUACAUAUUAUAUAUAUAUAAUCUUUAAUAAUUUAAACAUCAAACAACAUAACUUAACAAUAUAACUUAACAAUUUUCCUUAAACAUACCCGCCCUUGCCAAUCAAUUAUCCGUGACCUCGGAACUCACCUGGGCACUUGCCCUACCCCUCAUCCCAGCCACCACUGGCCACAAAACCUUGCCUUCCCCCAAGAUCAUGCUAACCACUAGCUGACAUUUGGUUCAGUGGGCAGGUCUGUAAUAAACCAUACCUUAACUUCACCGAGGCUAGGGGAGGGAUUGGUCCCACUUUCCUUCACACCCAUUGGACUCAUCCAGUACAACCCAUGAUUGGCAAGGACAGCCACCCGCCUGCUGUCAUGAAAGGCAAGUGAGAAAACAGUGAAACAUAAACAAAGCAACAACCUAACUAAAGGGAGACAGGGAGGGGAACAAUUCCUAGCCGAUUAUAAAAUGGCAGGGGGGAAGUACAGAACAUGUCUCCGAUUUAUACCACCCUACCCUGCCAAUCACUUACUGCUGACCACACCCAGCCCCACCCUUUCACUUUUUUGUACACACCCUCAGACUCACACAUGCUCCUUGAUCUGGCUAGCUCCGGGUCUAACAGGCAAGUAUUAGAAACAAAAUGAGUUGGGUGCACAGGAACAGAGGGUUGAGGGCCCUGUUUAAACUAGCAUACACUCAAAAUGGUGCGAGGUAAAGUGACAUAAAAGGUAAUGGUUGAUUGAAUUUCACGUAUAAGAACACAUAGGUUACUAUAAUAGUUUUAGUUAGUUUUUUGGAUGACACAAAAACAGAAGAAGCAAGGUGAGUUACCAAGGUGUGGAGAGGAAAAGCUAUUACUGUGAUGGGGCGAGAGGACAGAAGAAGAGCAGAGACAUCUUCUGGCAUAACAGGUUCGAGUGCAUAGAACAGAGGAGGGAGUUGGGUAGGGGGAAGUAUUGGUAGGGGUAGGAGAGAGAGUAAAGAUCUUUUCCCUGAUCGCAAAAAUAUUAUCAGUAAAGUGAAUAGUAAAGUUUGUAGCUGUCAAGUUAGUAGGAAGAGGAGCAGCGACAGGGCAAAAAAGAGAGUUUAAAGUGUGUAAGAGGUGUUUGGGUUUUUGUAAUGAGUAUGGUUAUGAGGGUAUUUAAGUAGAUUAUUUUUGCAGAGUAAAGGACCAAAUUGUACGAGCUUAGCAUAAAUUUAUAGCGUAGAGGAAGUCAGAUGCAGAAUAAGACUUUUCCCAGCAAUGUUCAGCAGUUCUAGAGCAUUUUUGGAGAUAUUAGGCCUGCUUGGUGUGCCAUGGUUGUCAUCGAAAACGCUUACAACAUUUAAAUGUAGGAGGUGCUGAGAGCAGUCGAGAGGCAUCAGAGCAGUUAGAUUUGUUGAUCGUGAUGUUAAAGUCCCCAAGGAAAAGGGAAGGAGUGUUUGAAGAGAGAAAGUAUUCAAUAAAUAAGCUAUGAUGACCAGCGAGGAGAUAAAUAAUGGCAAUUCUUAACGGAGUGAGUUUAAAUAGGCGGACAGUGUGAACUUCAAACGAAGGAAAGAUAAGGCGGGGCAGGGAAGAUUGGUUAAAAGGUAGAAAGGGAGGAGAGAAGAAUGCUUACACUAUAUCCUUUACAGUUGCUGAGUCUGGAAGUGUGGGAUAGUAGGUCACUUAAAGAAGCAGGAGUAAUGCCAUCAGAAGGGGACAGCCAGGUCUCUUGAGUUCUAGUAUGGUGAGAGACUUUAAAAUGUUAUGUAUAGCUGUAGAUUUGAGUUUGUUGCAGAUAGAGUGGGCAUUCCAACAUAAGGACAACAAAGUGAAAAUGCACACAAAGUGUAGUGAUAAAUGUUACCCUUGGUUUGUUUUUUCAAUAAACAACUUUAAAUCUAGGACAAACAGAUAAAAAGAGUUUCUCAUUGUGAAUUAUAUUAUUUAACUCUCUUAGAUUCACACAUAAUGGUCACACUCGCUCUUUAAGGAACCAGCAUUAUCAUCUCUACUUGCAGAUUCCACCAUUAGUUCUUUGGAGUGAUAAAUUCCACAUUUAAUGUUUAUCUUCUAGAUUUUCCAAACACUAAAUUUUUGACAUACGAUGGGACACAAAGCAGGAGAUUAAAAGCAAAUACUAUAUAUUUUUUAAAAGUAAAUUCUUACAUGUAUGCUUAAAGCCUUCCACAUAAGCACACCGCGUUUCAACCUGAGUCUUCAUCAUGGUGACCAAAAAGACAUAGUACAUUUUGCCUUUUAAAAGCUGCCUCCACGGUACAUUUGCAUAAAUUGUUCUGGUUUCAGGCAUUCCAGAGUGCACACUGAACAUUGGUAGAUGAGGAUAAAUGGCAGUGUGGCUUCUGGCUGGCUUAGUGUAAGCAGAGGAGAGGAUUGGUCCUAAGUUGGGAAAGACAUCAUCAGCUGCUAGAAGCAAAAGUAGAGACAUUGACAAGAGGCGAGUGUGUCUUUUUAUGCAUGGGGUCUAGGAGAAACAGUACAGAGAAAUGAGUGCAGGGUGUGAGAUGAGAGAAGAGGAAAGUGUAGCAGUGAGGGGAAGAUGUGUAGGUUGCUGGGAGGUCGAAGUAAGUGGAGGAAGAAGUAAUGUUGAUACUGAGGGAGGAGAGGGAAAAGAAGUGGAGGAGAAGAGAGAGCAUUGCUCAGACAAGCAUGCAAACUUUCAGAAAGACUUGGAGAUGGGGCAGUAGGUCAGGAAUGAUGAGGAGAAGCGAUGCAGUGGUGUAGAAUGUUGGUGAAAGCAUAUUGGAUUGAUUUGCCAUAGUACAAGUAGGAGGAUGGAGGAUGAAGAUUGAAGAUUGAGUGUGAGGGGUCAUUAAUAAGUCUUAUUGUCUCCCUCCCCCAGACUACAGCUACUAAAUAGAUCUAGUUAUUAAGGAUUCUUGUAAAAUGUAAUUCUCAGGCUGGAAUAAGUUUGGCCCAGUCAAUUCUAAGCAAGUACCUUUGAGGAUAGUUAGUUAGUUAGUUGCUGCAUGUUCCUUAAACCCAGUGCAUCUGGAUAUUUAGUGGUGUUAUUUGAGUGCGGUAAAGAGGCUGCUUGUGAUGCUGUGUGUGUUGCAAGGUUGGUUGUGUUGUUUUGUGAGGAGACUGCUUGUGGCAUUGCUUCUUUCUGCAUUCUUUCGGCAGCUUCCUGUUCUCUAUCUAAAGUAGUGGAGGCAGGGAGUAGUGACCAAUUGUAAAAUGGUUUGACUACUUACAAAGGGAGAGGCUCAAUCGACCCUGGGCACCAUAAUCUUAAUCAUAAACUGUAGUUACGGUGCUUAGAGUGUUCCUAUUAUAGAUUACUUCUACAAAAAGACAUUUAUCUACACGUUGCUCACAUGUUCAUAGAAUAAAAUGAAGUUAAUCUGAAACAAUCUAUAACAUAACCUACAUAACAUUAUUAUAAACAUGUUGAUUCCUGUUAAUUAUAUUUAAGGAUGCAUGCCAGUAUCUCCAGUUCCUCCAAUUUCAUUUUACCUUCCAGUUUACAUUUCAAUAACUGUAUGUUGGUGUUUACAUAGUUACAAUUGAUAUACUAAGUCAUACACAAUAUUAAACCGUAUAUUUUAUUAUUAUUAUUUUUUUUUAAAGUUCACAUUUGUUUCCUUAUGAAAUUUCCUACAUGGGUGCCACAGAUUCCCUUAGUUGAAAAACAUUUUUGGGAACAGCUUAAAUAUUUUUCUGAUGUUGUGCCAGUUUUCACAGUCAGCAUGUACUGUUCGAUGAAAAGUCUGUUUGGCUUGCUCCCUGUGUUGUAUUUGGACAUCAUCAUUAGCAUAGUACUGAGAGGAGCCUUUCAAACAAAUAUUUCCGAACCUUGAAGUCUCUCUGAGUAAAUUUAAACUGAAGAAUAGAGGUAAAAAAGAGCAGAAAUACAAGUGAGCUAGUCAAAGCACUGAAGAAGAACUUUACAAGACGCCAUAUGAUGUUUUUAGUAUAUUUUAAGUGAAUAUUUCAGGGUUUUAUCUUAUUAUAUUUACCUUCCAAAAUGGUCUAAAUUGUGUAUCUUUUUUGUAAUUAAAUAAAUAAGGAAACUAAUCAAUCUCUGUAAAAUCCAACAUUUUGCCUUUUGUUUGUAAAGCCUGUAUAACAAUAUGUUCAACCAGUGUACCAUAGCACAGUAAAGUGUGCCAUGAACACAUUGACUUCUGAGCUGUAAUAUGUUGAAGGCAGUAAAACUGGUUAGUCAAUUAAGGAGUCUCAAGUAAGACUGUAAGUAAAAUCGAUAUUUAGAAGUAAGUGUGACUUGAUCCAGAAAAAGUCUCAAUUGUUCUGAGUGAACUUUCCUUCUUCACAGACAAUUAGGAAAAAUGACCUGCUAGCACAUGGAUUAGAUAAAUUAAUGGGGAGUAACAGUGCAAAUUAGGACGAUGAAGGAUGACUACUCCCCAAAAUGUAAGAUUCUGGAAAGUUGAUAUUUUUAUUGCUUAAGCUAAGAGAGGCUUAGAAUAAUAUAUUUAUAUUUUGGCCUUUUUGGACACUUGCAUGGAAACACAGCAAUGGCAAGAUGGGGGUGAUGUACAAAAAGUUCAAACUAAAUCUAUGGAUUAAAGAGACCAUCUAGAAACAUAGAAACAUAGAAUGUAACGGCAGAUAAGAACCAUUCGGCCCAUCUAGUCUGCCCAAUUUUCUAAAUACUUUCAUUAAUACUUUUAUUAAAUACUGAUCAUUAACAGCUUCUUUUCAUGCUCUGCAAUAUCUGUCUACAAGAUAUUGCUCUCUCCUGGUGCUCUUCCUACCUCUCCCAGUGCUCUUUCAGUGUUUCUUCCUCUGGCUCUGCUUCUUCUCCCCAACUCCUCUCUGUUGGUGUCCCCCAAGGUUCAGUCCUUGGUCCCCUACUGUUCUCUAUCUAUACUGCCUCCCUUAGUAAACUCAUUAGUUCCUUUGGCUUCCAAUAUCAUUUAUAUGCAGAUGACACGCAAAUCUACCUGUUGUUACAAAGUUCCUUCUACAAAAGAAAAAAUCAAGUAAAAAAAGGCGCUGUGUAUUAUUAAAAGUGAAUAUAAAAUACCAUAAAGGACAAGCAGCACUAAUUAAGAGUAAAAUAGCUCAGAAAAGUGUAAGUGUUCUUCUUUUAUAUAUUGUAUCACUUGGACACUUUUUGGAAGAUACACUAUAUUUUGAUUUUGCACUUUAUGACCUGCUUUUGCACUUUAUGAAUACAAUAUAUGCACAAUGAUGUACACAUGAAUCACUAUUCUAAAAGGCACAGCACACUUUUUUUCUCUUUUUCUAACAAAGUUCCCUCUGUUUUAUUUCAUGAAAGAACUGUCUCGGAUCUCCGACCUCUCCUUCACGUCUAUCCUGUUGCUUCCAUCUCAAAAGCAUUGCACGCAUCCAAUCCUACUAACGACUAAGGUGCUGGUCCAUUCCACUGUCCUUUCCACUUCUCAGUAGUCUUACGUGCUCCCAACUUGCGCCAUUACAGUCCAUAAUGAAGGCGGUGGUAAGGCCCAUCUUCCUGUCCGCCCACGCCUCACCUUCCUGUCAGUCCCUACAUUGGCACCUAUAAGAUAUAGGGCUCAAUUUAAAAUUCUGGUUCUUGCUUUCAAAUCUCUACAUAAUGCUGCUCCCACCUAUCUAUGCUCCCUAAUACACAAGUAUGUCCCAUCUAGGCUCUUACGCUCUGCUGAAGACUUACGUCUAUCUUCUGUCCGUACUCCCACCUCUGAUGCUUGCCUUCAAGACUUCUCGAGGGCUGCACCGUUCCGGUUGAACUCACUUCCCUCCUCCAUUAGAUGCUCACCCAGUCUCCACUCCUUCAAAAAAUCAUUCAAAACCCACUUCUUCCUAAAAGCGUAUCAAUUAAACUAUUAAUAGCUCACGACUGAUUCCUCUCUUGCAACUGUCAUUAGUCAAAUACUAUCCUUACCUUUUGUGUCACUUUACCCCACUCCCUUUAGCAUAUAAGCUCAUUGAGCAGGGCCCUCAACCCCUCUGUUCCUGUGUGUCCAACUCGUCUGGUUACAACUACAUGUUUGUUCGUCCACCCACUGUAAAGUGCUGCGGAAUUUGUUGUUGCUAUAUAAAUAAUAACAUAAUAAUUAGUCCCUGGCCUCCUCUACCACUUCAGCUGGAAGGCUAUUCCAUGCAUCCACUACCCUCUCAGUAAAGUAAUACUUCCUGAUAUUAUUUUUAAACCUUUGUCCCUCUAAUUUAAGACUAUGUCCUCUUGUUGUGGUAGUUUUAUUUCUUUUAAAUAUAGUCUCCUUCUUUACUGUGUUGAUUCCCUUUAUAUAUUUAAAUGUUUCUAUCAUAUCCCCCCUGUCUUGUCUUUCCUCCAAGCUAUACAUGUUAAGAUCCUUUAACCUUUCCUGGUAAGUUUUAUCCCGCAAUCCAUGAACCAGUUUAGUAGCCCUUCUCUGAACCCUCUCUAAGGUAUCAAUAUCCUUCUGAAGAUACGGUCUCCAGUACUGUGUACAAUACUCCAAGUGAGGUCUCACCAGUGUUCUGUACUAUGGCAUGAGCACUUCCCUCUUUCUACUGCUAAUACCUCUCCCUAUACAACCAAGCAUUCUGCUGGCAUUUCCUGCUGCUCUAUUACAUUGUCUGCCUACCUUUAAGUCAUCAGAAAUAAUCACCCCUAAAUCCCUUUCCUCAGAUGUUGAGGUUGGGACUCUAUCAAAUAUUCUGUACUCUGCCCUUGGGUUUUUACAUCCAAGAUGCAUUAUCUUGCACUUAUCCACAUUAAAUGUCAGUUGCCACAAUUCUGACCAUUUUUGUAGUUUACCUAAAUCAUUUGCCAUUUGGCUUAUCACUCCUGGAACAUCAACCCUGUUACAUAUCUUAGUAUCAUCAGCAAAAAGAUGACUAUAUAUGUGUUAUGUGUAAAUUAUGGUGUUUUUCUGAAAUGUACUCGAUGAGUUGAUCACAGCUUUCUGGAGAAAUUGCCUAAUUCCGGUUUGUGUUUAUACAUUCUUUUAUUUAGAAGUCAAUGACUUGCUGGCCCUCAUUAUGAUGAUUAGUCUGGUUUUCUCUGUGACUCUGGUCUUCCUGAUACUGCUAGGGUCUGGAAAUCCUCAGCAUCUUUCAGACGAGUCUUGUUCUGUGCAGAUACUUGUACCCGGACUGAAAGGUAAGGCUUGUAAAGGCUUGCUAUCUCUUAUGCUCAUUUAUCUCCAAUUCUGACAGUUUCACUUAACCCCACACAGACUAAUUUUGCUCAUAUAUAUAUAUAUAUAUAUAUAAAUAUUUUUUUUUUAACUAAAAAGCUUUGAAACAGGAUAUUAAAAACUCUCCAUGUUUGUCCCUGUCAUCACUAAUGUUCUGUAUACUGUCUUGAGAAGGGGUAGAAGGUAGAUAAACAUGUCAGCGUUAAGUUUUCUCUUUUCCCCUGAAAUUACUAUUUAUUUGUGAAGCCUACCUAGGAUGUAUUUAUUUUUCCUUUUUUUGGAGGACACAAGAGCAAUUAACCACCCCAAGGCAAGGGAACACAUCUGCUACUUCGUCUUUUGAUGUUACUUUUAUACAAUGGUUGCCCAUCAAAACUGAUAUAUAAUGCCAUAUUGUAUUUUUAUUUGAGAUGUAUGGUCCUCUCUUUUCUCAGCUUUAUUGCUGUCAAGCACAGAAUUAACACAAUCAACUCUAGGUUCUGCAUUCUUUCCAGAGUUCCAUAUUUUCUCAAGCCCAUAGUAUGUAGAAAAGAAUGAAUUAAUUCAGUGGAAAGUGCAUACAUGAUCCAGCUGCUGAGACGAAUUAAUACUAUAUACGAAAUAAAGCACACUUGACAUUCCAUUUUAAAUUAGCCUUACAGCUUAUGAAGAUUACGAAACCAUGUCAGGUAAAAUGAUUUAUAUUUAGUGUCAAAAAUAUUAUCAUAUGUUGCACAAGCCUGCCACUUGCCACUAAUUAAUAUACAUUGAACAAAAUUUAAACGCAACACUUGUUUUUGCCCCCAUUUUUCAUGAGCUGAACUCAAAGAUCUAAGACUUUUUCUAUGUACACAAGGCCUAUUUCUCUCAAAUACUGUUCACAAAUCUGUCUAAAUCUGUGUUCGUGAGCACUUAUCCUUUGCCGAGAUAAUCCAUCCACCUCACAGGUGUGGCAUGUCAAGAUGCUGAUUGGACAGCAUGAUUAUAGCAAAGGUGUGCCUUAGGCUGGCCACAAUAAAAGGCCACUCUAAAAUGUGCAGUUUUAUCACACAGCACAAUGCCUCAGAUGUUGCAAGUUUUGAGGGAGCGUGCAAUUGGCAUGCUGACUGCAGGAAUGUCCACCAGAGCUGUAGCCUGUGAAAUGAAUGUUCAUUUCUCUACCAUAAGCCAUCUCUAAAGGCGUUUCAGAGAAUUUGGCAGUACAUACAACCAGCCUCACAAACGCAGACCACGUGUAAUCACACGCAUCCAGCAUCUUCACCUCCAAAAUCGUCUGAGACCAGCCACCCGGACAGGUGCUGCAACAAUCAGUUUGCAUAACCAAAGAAUUUCUGCACAGACUGUCAGAAACCGUCUCAGGGAAGCAUGCUUGUCGUCCUCAUAUGGGUCUCGACCUGACUGCAGUUCGUCAUUGUAACCAACUUGCUUGGGCAAAUGCUCACAUUCGAUGGCGUCUGGCAGUUUCGAGAGGUGUUCUCUUCACGGAUGAAUCCCGGUUUUCACUGUACAGGGCAGAUGGCAGACUGCGUGUAUGGUAUCAUGUGGAUUAGCGGUUUGCUGAUGUCAACAUCGUGGAUCGAGUGGCCCAUGUUGGUGGUGGGGUUAUGGUAUGGGCAGGCAUAUGUUAUGGACAACGAACACAGGUGCAUUUUAUUGAUUGCAUUGUGAAUGCACAGAGAUACCGUAACGAGAUCCUGAGGCCCAUUGUUCUGCUAUUCAUCUACGACCAUCAUCUCGUGUUGCAGCAUUAUAAUGCACGGCCCCAUGUUGCAAGGAUCUGUACACAAUUCCUGGAAGCUGAUAACAUCCCAGUUCUUGCAUGGCCAGCAUACUCACCGGACAUGUCACCCAUUGAGCAUGUUUGGGAUGCUCUGGAUCGGUGUAUACAACAGCGUGUUUCAGGUGCUGCCAAUAUCCAGCAACUUCGCACAGCCAUUGAGGAGGACCAAUAUUCCACAGGCAACAAUCAACUGCAUGAGGCAAAUGGUGGUCACACCAGAUACUGACUGUUUUUCAGACCCCCUUGGACCACCCCAAUACAGUAAAACUGCACAUUUUAGAGUAGCCUUUAUUGUGGCCAGUCUAAAGCAAACCUGUGCAAUACUCAUGCUGUCUAAUCAGCAUCUUGAUAUGCCACACCUGUGAGGUGGAUUAUCCUGGCAAAGGAGAAGUGCUCACUAACACAGAUUUAGACAGAUUUGUGAACAAUAUUUGAGAGAAAUAGGCCUUGUGUACAUAGAAAAAGUCUUAGAUCUUUGAGUUAAGCUCAUGAAAAAUGGGAGAAUGUGGAAAAAGAAUUUUGAAAGGAUUGCUUGUUGAUAAUUUGACUAUGCAAAAACGUAAUAUGAUUUAGGAGAACAAGAGUUAAAACAUUUUGUCUUGAGCCAGAUUUCAGCAAUUUAAAUUCAAUCAGGGGUUGGCAGACUCAGCAGCUAAGCUGUGUAGAUUUUGCUGAAUAACAACCUCUGGUUUGGAUCACCUGUCAGUUCUGUUCAUAAAAUUGAAAUUCAAAUGUGAACUGAAAAAAUAAAAGUCUGCUUGAAUUUUCAUGGCACUAUGUAUAUCGGUAUAGUGCUUUAUCCUGGAUGAAUUGUCACUUUGUUCUAAAACUCACUUAAAGCCGUGGAUUUCAUCCCACAUAUACAUCCUGCAGCAGAGAGGAACUCAAUUUUGGAAUCUAUACUGAAUAGAGUCAUCUGGGAGCUGCAAGAUGGAAGUUCUAUAGUCUUGAGUAUUAGAUGGUAGGCAUUACAAAACAUUCUGACAUUAGCCCUCUCAGACUGAGCCAAAUGAAGGUCAGAAAUAAAAUUCUGAUUUUGUUUUAUAAGCAUUAGUGUAUCACUCAAGACUUACUGUCCCCUGUUGUUGUGUUUUUCAAUAAAAACAAAUCUAGAACAAAGGCAAGAACUUAACUUCAAUUCAAAACCGUUCUUAGGUCUCCCUGAAGCACUUCCGCCUAAGUUGGAUCUAGGGCGAAUGUACACCAAGCCAGGGGCGUAUUAGCCGCGAGGCAAACAAGGCAUUUGCCUUGGGCGGCAUUUUUCAGGGGGCGGCAAAAAACGCCGCCCCCAAAUGGCCAGGGCAAAUGCCUUGUUAGCCUCGCGGCUAACUGGCAUGCUGGGCGCUGGGCGGUGCUGGCUGCUGUGCGGGCGGCUGGCGAGGGAGCUCUUCCUCUGAGUGGUCUGCUCAGCUCCCUCGCGCGCCGCAGAGUGAGGCUGGGAGCCGGGUUGAUGACGUCAUCUUCCGGCUCCCAGCCUCACUCUGCGGCGUGUGAGGGAGCUGAGCAGACCGCUCAGAGAAAGAGCUCCCUCGCCAGCCGCCCGCACAGCAGCCAGCGCCGCCCAGCCCGACCGGCAGCCACUGGACCACCAGGGAGAGAGAGACCCCCCCCAGCACUCCCAAAGGUAAGGAGGCUGGGGGCAGGGGGGGUUUAAAUUUAAAAAAAGUUAAUGUGAGUGAUUGUGUUUGUGUCUGACUGUGUGUGUGUUUGUGACUGUGUGUGUGUGUUUGUGUCUGACUGUGUGUGUUUUUGUGUAUGACUGUGUGUGUGUGUGUUUGCCGCACGCGUGCAUUCCUAAAGCCUUCACAAUGCAGGUGUGCUCACAGCACUGGUUGCAAUGGAAAAGGCUGAUAACAUCUGUCAACAGUGUACAGUGCAUUUGUGAUGAAGAACAGAAUUCACAUUAGUCAGCCUGGGACAGUGUUCCAUACUGACUAUACCGUGGUCCUGGAGGUGUGACUACACUUAGGGCAAAAAUAUGAAUAUCUCUGUAUAGGCAGCGUUUCAAGCUGAAACACUAAACUCUAAGAGCAGAAGUGUUCAUGGUUCUCAGAGUAGCCCCUUAAAGGGACAAACCGUUUUCCUGGCACUGCAGGUCCCCUCUCUCUCCCACCCCCAGGGCCGCCAUCAGAAAUUUUGCGGCCCCUGACAAAGCACAAGGUCUGGGCCCGCCUCCCCUUCCCUCCCCUCGGGCCUGCCCAUGCCCUACCUAGUCAGCUGACAAUGAUGCAGGACUGAAUGUGGUGUGUAUAGUGGAAGUGAAUUAGAAUGUGUGUAAUGGAUGUAGUGUUUGUGUGUAUUAGAUACUGUUUGUGCAGUGAAUGCAGAGUGUGUGUUUGUGUAGCAGAUGCAGUGUGUAUAGUGAACGCAGAGUGUGUUUGAGUAGUGGAUGUAGUGUGUGUACAGUGAUGUAGUGUGUGUUUGUGUAGUGGAUGUAGUGUUUGUGUGUACUAGAUGAAAUGUGUUUAGUGGAUGCAAUGUCUGUAGUGGAUGUAGUGUGUGUAUUUGACACAGUGUCUGUGUAUAGUGAAUGCAGAGUGUUUCAAUUUGUGGUGGGUGUAGUGUGUGUACUGUGAAUACAGGAUGUUUGUGUAGUGGAUGCUGUGUGUACAGUUAAUGCAGAGUGUGUGUUAAUGUGUAGUGAAUGCACUGUGUGUGUUGUAUUAGUGAAUGCAGAGUGUGUGUUGUAUGCAGUGUGUUGUGUUAGUGUAUGCAGUGUGUGUUGUAUUAGUGUAGGCAGUGUGUGUGUUGUAUUGUGUAUGCAGUGUGUGUGUUGUAUUAGUGUAUGCAGUGUGUGUGUUGUAUUAGUGUAUGCAGAGUGUGUGUUGUGUUAGUGUUUGCAAAGUGUGUGUUGUGUUAGUGUAUGCAGUGUGUGUGUCAGGGUAAUGUAUGCAGUGCGUGUUGUGUUAGUGUAUGCACUGUGUUGUAUUAGUGUAUGCAGUGUGUGUUGUGUUAGUGUAUGCAGUGUGUGUGUUGUAUUAGUGUAUGCAGUGUGUGUUGUUUUAGUGUAUGCAGUGUGUGUGUUGUGUUAGUGUAUGCAGUGUGUGUGUAAAUGUGCAAUCUGGGAUGGGGGGGAAGGGGCAUUUUCACAUACAUUUUUUAAUUUUAUAUUAAAAUAAUUAAAUGUUUCUCCCCCCUCCCUGCUUCUUACCUGUGUCCAGGGAAGGGGGAGAUUCCAUCCCUGGUGGUCCGGUGGCAUGGUGGAGCCCCCGGCUCCCUGUUACCGCAGAGGGGGCCCAGCACACUACCUGUACUCUUCUCUUCUCCUCUCUUCUAAUCACUCUCGCGAGACGGCCGCGCGCGUGCAUUACACUGCCCCAUAGGAAAGCAUUAUUCAAUGCUUUCCUUUGGGGAUUCUGGCGACGCUGGAGGUCCUCAUGCAUUGCGUGAGGACAUCCAGCAUCUCUUAAAACAUCUCUUAAAACAUAGACAGCCACUAGAGGAGGACAUAACCCUGUUAAGCAAUUAGUGCAGUUUAUGAUAAACUGCACUAAUUACAGUUGCAGGGUUAAGGGUAGUGGGAGCUGGCACCCAGACCACUCCAAUGGGCAGAAGUGGUCUGGGUGCCUGGAGUGUCCCUUUAAGCAUAACUCAAAGCAUUAUUUUAAAGAAUUCUGCACACUGCACAUUAUACCUCUCUUACUGAACAGAAACGCUGGCCCAUUUCCGUAAUGUCACUAACCAUUCACUCCUCUCUAUUACGUUGCAUUUCUAGGGGAUGCUGGGGAAAAAGGAGAGAAAGGUGCUCCAGGAAGACCUGGCAGAGUUGGUCCACCAGGAGAGAAAGGUAAAUGGCUCACUUUUGAAACCAGCGGGCACACAUAGAAACAUAGAAUGGGACGGCAGAUAAGAACCAUUCGGCCCAUCUAGUCUGCCCAAUUUUCUAAAUACUUUCAUUAGUCCCUAGCUUUAUCUUAUAGUUAGGAUAGCCUUAUGCCUAUCCCACGCAUGCUUAAACUCCUUUACUGUGUUAACCUCUACCACUUCAGCUUGAAGGCUAUUCCAUGCAUCCACUACCCUCUCAGUAAAGUAAUACUUUCUGAUAUUAUUUAUAAACCUUUGUCCCUCUAAUUUAAGACUAUGUCCUCUUGUUGUGGUAGUUUUUCUUCUUUUAAAUAUAGUCCCCUCCUUUACUGUGUUGAUUCCCUUUAUAUAUUUAAAUGUUUCUAUCAUAUCCCCCCUGUCUCGUCUUUCCUCCAAGCUAUACAUGUUAAGAUCCUUUAACCUUUCCUGGUAAGUUUUAUCCCGCAAUCCAUGAACCAGUUUAGUAGCCCUUCUCUGAACCCUCUCUAAGGUAUCAAUAUCCUUCUGAAGAUACGGUCUCCAGUACUGUGUACAAUACUCCAAGUGAGGUCUCACCAGUGUUCUGUAUAAUGGCAUGAGCACUUCACUCUUUCUACUGCUAAUACCUCUCCCUAUACAACCAAGCAUUCUGCUAGCAUUUCCUGCUGCUCUAUUACAUUGUCUGCCUACCUUUAUGUCAUCAGACAUAAUCACCCCUAAAUCCCUUUCCUCAUAUGUUGAGGUUAGGACUCUAUCAAAUAUUCUGUACUCUGCCCUUGGGUUUUUACGUCCAAGAUGCAUUAUCUUGCACUUAUCCACAUUAAAUGUCAGUUGCCACAAUUCUGACCAUUUUUCUAGUUUACCUAAAUCAUUUGUCAUUUGGCUUAUCCCUCCAGGAACAUCAACCCUGUUACAUAUCUUAGUAUCAUCAGCAAAAAGACAUACCUUACCAUCAAGACCUUCUGCAAUAUCACUAAUAAAAAUAUUAAAGAGAAUGGGUCCAAGUACAGAUCCCUGAGGUACCCCACUGGUGACAAGUCCAAGCUUAUAUUCCAUUUACUACAACCCUCUGUUGCCUGUCACUCAGCCACUGCCUUACCCAUUCUCAAUGGCUUAUAGAGCUAUUUGUGUACAUAUUUUGUCACCUGUGUGAGCCUUAAAAUAUGUACACACAUGUUAAUAAUUGUGAUGAUUGAAAAGGCCCUACAGUUUUUAAUAGAAACAAACCAUCAGUUUUGCAGUUCCUCACUUAAUGCCUCUCACAGCUGAGCAGAUUAAGUAGAACACUAGCAUCAGAAAUAUUUGCCACCAGCCCCCCAGCCACUAUUUGGACUUUUCCAUAUUUUUAUUAUGUCUGUUUCUUUCCUGUUUGCUUUAUUCAAUAAAGUAAUCUAUUACACAUUACAUUCUGGUUCUAAAUGUGUUUAACCAUAGUAUAAUCAAGAAUUAAUUUCCUAGUUAUAUUUUUAACUUCCUCUUUACCUAUAUCAAUGUUUUGCAAGUGUCCUAUCAUAAGAUCCUGGAUGUGCUCUCCUUAAAGGACUGGUCCAUUGCUAAAACAAAAAUAAAUAUGACAAACAAUUGGAAACUUUAAAAUAAGGGAACAGGCUUUUCCUUGUAAAAGACCGUGAUUAUAGUUAAUGCAAGUAUAAGGGAGAAAAGUCAUUAAUAUUAAACUAAAGAAGUCUAUGAUAAAUAACCUAAUUGUUGGAAUAAAUUAACCAUGAAUCCUAUCACUGCCAUGUUAUUUUUUAAACCACUAGUAUAAUGUUUAUUUAAAAUAUAGGAAUGUAUUGUUAAGACAUAAACAUAAGAUAACACAGCAGUUGUAUGUAACAAUUGCUAUCCAUGGACAAACUCUGAAAUAUUAAGCAAUACAGACCACAAUUCCUAACGCUUUAGUGUCAUAGUCAUUAUUUUAAAACAGGUCCCCCCCCCAUCUAUUUGUCAAAUAGAGUAAAAAAUAAGAAUUUUACUCACAAUUUGCUUACUCCUCAGACAUCAUGAAGGAGGCCCUGCCUCAUCUUUAAUGGCCCAAUCCAAUGCUAUUUCAAAAAGGAGAGCAUGUAAUUUGUUCAAUAUGGUCAAAUACAUCCCUCCUCUCCCCUUAUGGGCUGCUAGAACAAAGCUAUGAUGUUUAUUUGACUUCAAACAUUGUGUGGGGUGUCUCUAGUUACAGGUGAUUUGCAGAGGGACAGAACUGGCAUAUACAUUUGUUUCUCACUGGGGGAAACCUAGGGCUUGAAUCGAGUGGAGGGAAAGUAUGUAUUUUUGGGUUAAAUUUUGUGUUUUACAGUUUUUGUGGCCCAUGUUUUAUAACCACCAUUUAAAGAUUUAGAAGGUGCCAUAUUUUUGAGAAAACAUUGCAUCUUCCACCUUUUUCUGAAUGUUUAGAUUAGAAUAAAAGGAUGUGUACGUUUAGCUGCAUUUAGUUUAGAGAGGUAUUGGAACUGAUAUAGUUGUGCAUAACUAUGAUGAUUUUUUCAAGUACAUAAUUUCAAUAGUAGGCAUUCCACCGAUAAUACAAGUGUGUUGUCCCCAAGCUUGUCUCUGUGAAAGGACUUUAAUAGGAGGAUGAAGAUGAGUGGGACCAAAUCCUAUAGGUGUUUUCCAUCUAAAUAUUUGUCAUGGUUUUGUUUUGAGUACUAUCAGUUUAUAAACUGAAGGAUUAGUAUCAGAAGAGUAUGAAGGUGGAGGAGAGAGACGAAGGGAUCUUCCAAUGUGAGGACAACAUAACCAAUAUAGAGGAAAUAUGUCUUCCAACAGACAUUCCAUUAACAUGGCUCAAUUGGCAAAUAGAAGCUACCAUUGUUGAGUCAAAUAUGAGGUGAAAUUGUUCUACUGGUUCCACUUUAUUCCAAUUCAUAGCUUAAGUGGAAGAAUGUAUAAUGACAAAUAUGCACCUGGAUUUCAGGGAUGAAUACAGUCCAAUAAUCGUAGCAUUAAAAAUUAGGAGAAUUGAAAUGUGUUGGAGAUCUGACCCCUGAGUUUUUUGAAAAGCCAGUUUUGUGUCAGAUUAUAAUAUAAUUUUUGAAUGGAGUUAUACAUCAAUAGAAGUUCUAGCAUUGUUAUAUGCUUGAUGACGGUUAAUAAAUCACCCCAUUAACUAAAACACUAUCAAAGGAAUAAUUAUGUUAUGUCAUUUUGCAAAUAAUAUAGCAAACAUUUGAGUCUAGAGAGUUGAUCAACUUUAUUGAUGGUAACACAAAGAUGGAAAUUACUUUGGUUAAGUAAUUAUGAUCAAUGUUGCAUUAAACUAUGUUUACAUGUCCUGGACAUUUAAUAACAUCUUGAUGCAUUUGAGGAAUGAUCAGAUGAUAUAAAACAUGCAAUAAAUGGGGUAGAAGAUAAACUGCAAGAGAUUAUUUUCAUUUUACAUUAUAAGUCUCCUACACCCUUUUUGGAUGUAAAUCAUAUUUUACUAUUGCGUCAGCAUCACUCUUAUUCAGGAGUAAUAGUUUAUAGACUUACGUAGAGGAUCAAUACUUAUGUAGAGGUUAUUUCUAUCAUUAUGAUUGGUUAUACUGUCCCACCCUCUUUCUUCUUUUUACAACUCAAUUUAGUUACAUAGUUAUAUAGUAAUCUAGGUUGGAAAAGACUCCACCAAGUUCAACCUUUGAAAAACUCAUUUUUAUAUGCUGAUGAUCCAAAAGAAGGCAAAAACUCCAGAGAACCCAAUUUGAUCCUGUAACGGCACCCUCAGCAUAAAAGGGUUAAACCGCCGUUUAGUAGAUCUUCCCUUCCAGAGACACAGGCACAGCUACUGCAGAACACCAAUCCACCGAACAGGAAACCAUACGUAUGCUGUAAACAGCCGAAUAGGAAAAACCAUACGAAUAGGUUUACACUCCUAGCAGUCGAACAGCAUACAAUAAAUCCCCCCAAGCAGUGGCGGACUGAGAACCCUCAGGGCCCCCGGGCAAAAUAAAUCAAGGGCCCCCUUACAGGCCCCACCCAUACUCUGCAGCAAGCGCCACCCUUGUCCCGCCUCCAGCCACACCCUACACAAUCUUUAGACACAAGGAACAAAAGGGCAAUAAGCCCUUCGAGGCCCCAGCAGAGACUACAAUUGAGGGCUAAUGGGCCAUGGAGGGGGGUCUUUCUAGCGGGGGGCUAUCUCAGUGUCCUUUAGAGAGUGUGUUAGAAAGAAUCCCCUCCAGGCCCCAUUAGAGACUACAAUGGAGUCUAAUGGGGCCUGGAGGGUGGUCUCUCCAACACUCUGGUUUCUAUUCACAAUAUAGCAACACAACAUAGCUCGCUGAUACCUAGGCCAAGUUGGCUCUUCUUACCUUAAUUACUGUUGCUGGCUGGCGGUCUGUGGGCUUGCUUGCUGCGGCUGGCAGGCUGUGGGCUUGCUGGCUACUGCCGGCAGGCUGUGGGCUUGCUGACUGCGGCUGGCAGGCUGUGGCUUGCUGGCUGCGACUGGCAGGCUGUGGGCUUGCUGGAUGUAAGCCUGUGGCUUGCUGUAGGCCUGUGGGCUGGCUACUGGCCUGUGGGCUGGCUAACUUGCUGGCUACUGGCCAGCCUGUGGGUUGGCUGGCUGGCUACUGGGGCACUUGUAAAUUAUUUAAAGAAAUAAUCUAUGCACAAUAACCACUACUGCUCCAGAGUAAGUAGUCAAACCAUUUAAGAACAGUUUGACAACUUACCUGGGAUCUGCUGGGAUAUGGGGCUGUAGUAGGGAAUAGGAGCAGUGGUGCAAUGUGUGUGAAAGGUUCAGUGUGUGUGUGGGGGUGUAGUGUGUGAAUGUGUAGGGUGUGUGGGCUGUGUAUGUGUGUGGCAAUGUUAGUAUGGGGGGCUGUGUAUGGGGGUCUGUGUGUAUAUGGGUGGGCAGUGUAUGUGUGUGUGUGAGGCAAUGUGUGUAAAUGUGUAUGGUGUGUAUGGGGCAGUGUGUGAAUGUGUAUGGUGUGUGUGGGGCAGUGUGUUUAUGGGGCUAGAGUUCACUCUCACCACUGCGACCACCAGGAAUCCCUGGGGGUCACAGUGUUGAGAGUGAACACUAGACCGUAGCUCCAGGGCUAGAGCUGACUCUCGCAAGAGCGAUAACGUUGCCAUGGUAAUCGCGGCAACGCUCUGUGCUCGUGCAAGAAGGACCCAGAGGAGCUGCAGGGUGAGCUCCCAGGUCCUCUCUUCCUCCCUCCCCUGCCCGCAUGGUGCCUGCGGACAGGGGAGGGGGGGCAAUUGCCCUGUUGCCCCCCUGGAUCCACCAGUGAUAUCUACAGCCCUUCUGUGUGCCUUUUUGUCUCCCCCCGUCCCUCUGUAUGUUUCUUCCUCCCCCCUCCUUCCCAGUCUCUCUUACCCCUCUGCCUCUUUCUCCCUCUCUUCCACUGUUUUUCUCCCCCCUUUCCCUGUCUCUCUCUCCCCCACAUCUCUCUUCCUCUCUGUCUCUUUCUCCCCCUCCCUAUCCCCCCUCUUUCUCCCCGUGUCUCAUUCUUCCCUCGUUGUCUCUUUCUCCCCCUCCCCAUCUCUAUAUUCCCCCUCUUUCUCCCCCUGUGUCUCAUUCUUCCCCCUCUGUCUCUUUCUCCCCCUCCCCAUCUCUCUAUUGCCCCCUCUUCCCCCCCUCCCCAUCUCUCUGUUCCCCCCUCUUCCCCCCAUCUCUCUAUUGCCCCCUCUUCCCCAAUCUCUCCUAUUGCCCCCCUUUUCCCCCCCCUCCUAUCUCUCUGUUCCCCCCUCUUUCUCCCCCCCUCCCAUCUCUAUUGCCCCUCUUUCUCCUCCUCAUCUCUGUUGCCCCCUCUUCCCCCCAUCUCUCCUAUUGCCCCCCUCCUUCCCCCCUCCCCAUCUCUUGCCCCUCUUCUCCCCCUCUCUGUUCCCCUCCUCUCCUAGCCCCCUCUUCCCCCAUCCUCCUCUUGCCCCCUCUUCCCCCCAUCUCUCCUAUUGCCCCUCUUCCCCCAUCUCUCUUGCCCCUCUUCCCCAUCUCUCUUGCCCCUCUUCCCCAUCUCCCCUCUUCCCCAUCUCUCUAUUGCCCCUCUUCCCCCAUAUCUCUUCCCCCUUCUUCCCCCCAUAUCUCUCUUGCCCCCUUCUUCCCCCCAUAUUUUCUUGCCCCUCUUCCCCCAUAUCUCUCUUGCCCCUCUUCCCCAUCUCUCUAUUGCCCCUCUUCCCCCAUAUCUCUCUUCCCCUCUUCCCCCAUAUCUCUCUUGCCUUCUUCCCCCCAUAUUUUCUUGCCCCUCUUCCCCCCCCAUAUCUCUCUUGCCCCCUCUUCCCCCCUCUUACUCAAGUCAGAGGGGGCCGGCCGUUUGAUGCUGGAGCCGCCGGACCAGGUGGCAGCCUUGCCUGUCCGGCGGCAUUCCGCUCACUAACGAUGAAGGAGGAGGAGGAGGAGAAUCUGUCUAUCAUGCUCCUUUGCGGUUCCCACAUCCUGUGCUGGGAAUUGUGGGAACCGCAGGGAGCAUGAUAGACAGAUGCUCCUCCUCCUCCCCCUUCAGUGUUAGUCAGAGGAAAGCCGCCGGACCGGCGAGGCUGCUACCUGGUCCGGCGGCUCCAGCAUCAAACGGCCGGCCCCCUCACAGUGUGCCACCGGACCGGCCACCCGGUGGCACCUUCCUCUGCCGCCCCCAAUUCAGCCCUCCCGGCCGGGCCCUCGGACCGUGUCCGAAGUGCCCGACCGGUCAGUCCGCCCCUGCCCCCAAGAACGAGACAAAGCUCCGUGUUGAGGGUCAAGCAGUGAACAGCCAGAGCUGUGGGUUUAUUGUGCUUAUGUACACAUUCUUACACAUUAGUACCACCCACAGGGUUUUGGAACACAACCAAUAAACACAUACAAUACACUCAGACACUCCCACACAAAAUCCUCCCCUCUGCCUGUAAUUACCUUACACAAUGGGUAAUGUAAUUAUAACAAGCAGAGGAAUACAAUUUUUCCACAUUAUUCAUAACUUGAAAAGUAUGCAUCACUUUCACAUACUUACAUUUUCAGAAUCAUCAUACUCCAAAUACAAACAUAUGUCAAAUUCAUACAAAUUGGUCCAAUGGUUGUGACCAAAGGAAGCAUGGCUUUUCUGCCCAAAACCAGUUCCACAGAGUCUUCUAAGUAAUCCAAUUAUCUCCAAAGACAAAAGCAAAACUCCAUUGAACACAUGGCAGCAAAAGACAAUAAAACACAUAAAAACAUAUAAAUGUGCAGCCAUUGCACAAAACAGGUACAUUCAUAUCACCAGAUAGCUCAGAUCUGAGUGCACAUUAUUACUGAAUGGCGCUCAGAGCACACACAUACAGUUCAAUUGCCAUGGAGCCAAAGUCUUUCCCAUAGUCUUUCAUUAUACGAAUGGGCUCCAUGGCAUAGCUAUCUGGGGUAUCACCGCUCAAACAGGGCCAGCACCGAAUGACCCGGCUUUCAUGUCUUUGCAGGGAAAAAUCAAGCCUUUUAACAUGGGGCCAUAAUCCAAAGGCAACAGGCGAGCAACCAGGCUUCUCCAAUGCAAUGUGGCGAGAUUGGUCUCGUCACAGAUCCAAAAGAAGUCAAAAAUCCCAAUUCGAAGUAAUGUUUAAUAAAGUCACCAAAAGAGAAUAAUCGAACAAUCAGAUUUCUCCAUGGUUCAGCAACCUUGUUAAUUUGAUGGAAAUAUUAAAUUAAUUACAUAAGUAUUUCUGUGUGGGAUAGGGGUAUUCAAAAAUUCAAAAAAAACUACAUUUAAUUUUCAAAAGUGUUCUAUUUAGCAAAGUGAAAUCACAAAAAUAUUUAUUUUUUUAAAGAAACAUCAUGAGUUUUCAAAUAAAUUUAUGUUGUCUUUUUUUUAACCCCUUAAGGACACAUGACAAAAAAAUAUUCCGUCAUGGUUCCUUUUAUUUCUGAAGUUGUGUCCUUAAGGGGUUAAAUCUGAAGCUCUCGUGAUCGCUAUUAACAAUUCAGAGGAAAAUUGAUGAUCGCCAAUAAACUGUGCUAUGGGGCUAGUCUGCGCAGUAUGUUUGGGUGAAUAAAAUAGCAAGACUUUACUGCUUCACCUUUAGUGCACACGUCGUGGUAAUUGUAAAACGGAAAGACCUUUUGUUGUACAAACGGUUUGUUCGCUAUGUAUUAUUUUUCUGACAUCUAUAAACUGUGACAUUUCAUACAUGAAAUUAACAAGAAAACUUGUUCCUGCAUCUGGUCACACAUUAUUUUUUUAUAGUCUGCCACUGUGACAUAUGCUGGGGCUGUGUGGGGCUUAUGCGAUCAGAAUUUUUUAAAAUUUUUUAUUUUUUCUGUGCCUCACUAAACACAGGAAACACUUAAAUAUAGAAUUACAGGUUUUAUAGCAGAAAUACAAAUGUUUUAUUUAAACACACUCUAUCUACAUGGUUUUUAUAUCCUGGAUAGCUACAUUGCGAUUUAGAGGUUUAUUCAGAAAACAAAGUCUUGUAGUGAUCUGAACAUUUAGGACAUAUUAGCUGAUUUGGCAAUAUGCUAAACCUGCAGAAUUUAGACGGUUAAGCUGGAAACAUCACAAUGUUUAAUGAAUGACAAUUAAAAUGCAGUGUUGGUAACAAAUAAUAAUAAGUGAGAAUUCUGAGAAAAUUCCAAGACGAGUCAAAUUUAAGACGAAAGUAGUCGGAACUGGAAGCGUAGCUGACUUAGAGAAUGGCUAUUCCCUUGGAAUUCAUCUUGAAUAUACACUUUAAUUAAUAACACUAAAGUGUUAUUAUGAUUCAUACCAACUAAAGGUAUGUGCACUUUGAAAUUGUUGUUCUGUUUACUUUACUCUAAGACAUGAAGUUGUGUUAGUAUGUAAUUCACAUUAAUCUAGAUGUGAAGUUGUAUUAGUAUAUAAUUGCUUUAAUGUGUCAAAGUUGAUAAAUAUAGUUGUGCUGUAGGUAUACAGGUGUUGAAGGGGUUAAUUAUUUUUGAGAUACUCUGUCUGACAUGUGCUGAUGCUUAGCGUGGUUUUCACCUUGAAUACAACUUGACAACGGGUGCCUCUGGUGUAUCCAUCUGUUUGCUGAUUACUAUUUAUUGCCCCAGGAUUUAGGAUUCAUGUGAGAAUUGUAUUUAUUUUAUGUGUGUCGGUCCUUUAGUGUGACUAUUGAAUAAAUUCUGGCAUUCAGUUUCUUUGAUUUCCUGUGGGACUACUUGCAGUUAGCACUAAAUUUUUUAUUUUUUUAUUUUUCCUUAAGUAAAUCACAUUUUGACUUUUUUUUUUAACAUUUUAACUUUGCUGUGUUGCUAUACCCCUUUCAAAGUAUAGCGUUGCUGAGUUACAGAAAUAAAGUACACAUUCCUCAUCUCUUGACCCGUGAUGACCCAUACAGACACACACUGACCUAUGCAGACAUACACAUACAGACAUACACUGACCCAUACAGACACACACAUACAGACACACACUAACUCAUGCAGACACACACAUACAGACACUGUCUUACCCAUACAGACACACACUGACCUAUGCAGACAUACACAUACAGACAUACACUGACCCAUACAGACACACACAUACAGACACACACUAACUCAUGCAGACACACACAUACAGACACUGUCUUACCCAUACAGACACACACUGACCAAUAAAGACACACACUGACCGAUAGACACACACUGACCAAUACAGACACACAAAAACCCAUGCAGACUCACACUGACCCAUACAGACACACAAUGACCCACACAGACACUCACUGACCCAUAUAGACACACACUGAACCAUACAAACACACUCUGACCAAUGCAGACACACACUGACCCAUACAGACACACAAUGACCUAUAUAGACACACACUGACCCACAUAGACACACACUGACCCAUACAGAUACACACUGACCCCUACAGACACACAUCGACCCAUACAGAUACAGACAAUGACCCAUACAGACACACAAUGACCCAUGCAGACACACAAUGACCCAUACAGACACACACUGACCCAUACAGACACACAAUGACCCAUGCAGACACACACUGACCGAAACAGACACACUGACCCAUACAGACACACAAUGACCAAUACAGACUGACAUAACCAAAUACUGACUGAAGCAGACUAACACACAUUCUCUGACGUCUUACCUUCAUUACUGUUCCUAUGCUCAUCUUGCCUGCGCCUGGCGGCCCAUCACUUCCUGUUUCAUCCCCACCUCUGCUAUCCUCCCGCCCACUUGCCCCCACAUACAGGGGAAGGGGCAGGAGCAAGCAAUUGAAGCGCCCUCGCGCUGUUUCAGCACUGGAUGCCUGGGAGGCGAGCCUGGCUCUUAGGCAUGACGUGGAGGCCUCUGGAUCGGUGUUCUACCAGGAGCUAGUAAGCAGCAAUGUAACUGCUCCCUAGGGCUGGGUAACAUGGCCAGCGGCACACUCAAAAAAUAGAGGGGUGGCCACGGGCCGGCGCAAAUUUGAUCAUAAAGUCAGGGCUGGCGCCCCAUCUUAAGCAGCACGCUAGGCAGCCACCUAGUUGGCCUGUCGGAAGCGCCGGCACUGAUGGUUUUCUUAGUUCACUGCCCACUUCCCCCAUUGUAUUCUUGCUUCUCUCUCUUUGUAUUUUCCCGUCAUUUGAUCAUGCAUCACAGCCACUCAACUAUAUCAGUUUUUUGACCACUAAAUAAGACUCAAAAUGGCUUCUAAGUACUGGAAGUAGAACCAGUGAUUUAGAUUGGUAAUUAGUGACAUAGUGUCUUGAUAUCAUUAAGAGUAUAAAUCAUCUCAUACAUGCCCAUUGUUUGUACAUGGUUUUGAUAUGUGAAAAUAAAAAAAAGCAUUUUAUUUUCCAGUUAAUCACUUUGCUUUUUAAGUUCUGUAGAAUAUUCCAUCUGUGCAAUUUGGCAAGGAAAGUGUACUCUGACUUCGAUAUAAUAUUUCACAGAGGUUAUAAUUGCAUUUUAUAGAUUUUCUUAUUAACUCCUGGCAAUAGACUUGCUUGCUUAUAUUCUAACUUUUUUUUUUUUUUUUGUUUCUCUAUUAAGGGAACACUCAGGGCACCAUAACAACUUAAUCGACUUAAUCAAAAUGGUUUAGCCACAAUGUUGGCUCUCCAGUGCCAUUCUCCACUGUCCCUGUCUUCAUCUGAUUUCAGAAAAUCAACUAGAGGAAGUCAUGGACAGCCACUAGUCUGAGGAACUGCUGAUUGGCUUAGAGUAGUCAGUUAACGCUCUAACCCAAUCAGUGGGGCCGUGCACAGUGGCAGUCCGUGGCCUCCUCUGGCUGAUUUUCUGAAAGCAAAUGUGGACAAGGACAGCGAAUAAUGGCACUGGAGAGCCAAUUUUGGGGAUAAACAUUUUAAUCCCUAAAGUUAAGGAAGUGCCAGGGACCUCCUGGCAUCAUAACAAUUUUGUUUGGAUGAAGUUGUUAUGGUGCCCUAGCUGUCACUUUAAUAUAGUUUAUUGAGUGUUAAUGUAUUUAAAAGCAAAUCCUCUUGGUAGUGCUAAUUGAACUGAAUGUAUCAGAUACUGCAAGUUAGUAUCAUUCAUUUAAUAAUCUAUUUUUCAGGAGAAAUGGGUGAAAAAGGAAUGAAGGGAAGUAUGGGUCGUCAUGGGAAGAUUGGACCUAUUGGCUCAAAAGGUAUUUCCUGAACAAUCUGCAUGGCCUGAAGUGAUUCCAUUCAUAUAAAUAUCUGUACAUAUUUAAAAUAAAUAAUAUGUUCACAGUUCUGUGAUAACGUUUUGUAGACAAUUAGACAGUAUAGUAGAAAGUUACCAUCUUUGCUGGUGAUGUAGUGUUGCCUUUGGUACUUUUUACCACAUUUUGGAUGGGAUUGCCCUCAUAUAACAUUCUACUGGAGAGACAUCCACACCUUCUUCACAAGGUUUACUGACAAUCCCCAGCCUGUUCUUACUUGCCACAAUUUUAUUACACCAUAUCUUCUGCCUCUUCAUAUAAAAAAAAAUCGAUUACUAUUGGGGAUCUAAACAUUGCCAAAUAUCUCUUGCCCCCCCCGAUUCUGGAGUCAAAAGGUUAUCUUUCUACAUUAUUUUUGUUAUUUAAAUUCACAUGUUCUGUGAUCAGACUCAAAUAGCUAAAACUGUAAUUUGAUUGCGUGAAAUUUGAAACUAAAACUAAUUACAAAAGCAACUGGAUCCCCAGAUGUGAAAUCACCUUUGGGGGUCUUUGCAAAUUAUGCCAGGUACCCAAAGGUGAUAUCGCCGCUGGUGGUCCAGUGGCUGGGAGCAGGCAGGGAAAGGUGAGAUUUUCUUACCUGAACCUGCCCAUCGUCUUCCGGCCGGUCCAUGCGCAAGAGUAGAGCAUUCAGGUAUCUGGAGAAUCCUGCAGCCAUCACUGGUGAUGGAUGGGAAGUUGACUCUUCAAGAUGGUAAUAACUCAGCUCAGUGUCUAGAAGUGUUGGGGAGUAGGAAAUAUACUAAGUAUAUAUUUUGAAGGGGUUGGAUUAUCUGUGAAAUUCCAACACAGUCAGGAGGAGUAUUUCAUAUAGGUUUUCUCUUUUUGAAAUACUUGUUUUGUGGGGGUGGGAUGACAGGGCCACUUUAGUCCAAAGAGUCCAAUGGAUAAGAGUCCAAAUUGUAGCUGCUCUGAUUACAAAAAUGGAAAAAUAUUGAUCAUGACCAGAGGGAACUUUUUUAAAGUAAUGAUAGCAAAUACUAUGCACAGACAAAUGUUACUAGCAUAGACAAACAGACUGAAUAUCAUUGACAGAGAUGAAUGGACAUUUUAAUGCCACAAAGAUACAGUCUAAUGCAUAAUACAUAGUACAUAAUAACACAACAUUGAAUCAACACCUAUCUGAGCAAGGCUCAUUAGAAGGUUUUUGUUGUGAACUUUACAAAAAUUUAAUUUAUGAUAGAAUUGACAACCCAAACCACUUGUACCCAGUGCUAAAACACAAUCACCAACAGCUUGGCAAAAGUAGCACAAUACAUAUCAAGGUAAUAUGAUGAGCCAUCUCAUGAGUCAUCUUUAACCCUCAUUGUUACAAGUGGAUGGAUUAAGGUUUGGAGAAAGCCAUAGGAUUAUAUUUAACCACAAUGUACAUUGCAAAUGUUACAUAUAGUGUGGCGGGGAUGGUUUGUUAUCUACUGAACAUUCAUAUUGUGGAUUUCAUUAUAGAUUGCUCUACAUGGACAUUAAAUAGCCAAGAAGGCCAUUUUAUAGUAUCAGAUAUGAUCCCUUUACACAUUUCCUUGCUUUAUGAGAGAUCUGAAGAUAAUUAAAGUUUCCCGUCACUGUUCUGACGGACUGACCACAGACAAAGAUUCUCUAAUGUCUUGUAAUACUAUCUUACAGUUAAAUAUAUACGUGACUUCAGCGAUUUAAUGUAGAUGAGGAUUUAGUUUUCACAAUCAAGCUGGCAAGUUUCAACGUAGUUCUGAAUUCUGGCUCGAAAUACGUUCCACUUCACAGAUCUUUGGUUAUAGUUUGGAAAACUGAAGGCGUUACAAAAACAACAGUCGGAAUUUAUGGUUGGGAGAGUUAUUAUGACCUUUUCAUCUUUGUUUUCCUUUUCCUAGAAUGGUUAUAGUAAGAACAUUUCGUGGUAAGAUUUCCUUACUGCAUACAUGCCUUUAUGUAAAACAUUUCAACAUCAAUAAAGAUUUAUUUCCACAGCCUCACUAGCCAACUCAAAGUACACAAAAUAUAUGACCUUUAAAUUCCCCCAAAUAUUUUCCUGGUACUAUGGUACAGAUUAAUAUGUGUUUAUUAGACUGUGCUUGCAAAUAUCUUACAAUAAAUAGCUUAAAUAUCAUUAAUUGAUCCUGUGCUUUAUUAAGUGUUCUUGUAUAGCAAGACCACUUAAUGUUAUCUCACAUAUAUAUUCUUCUUAUUAUUAUUAUUAUAGCCAAAUUUACCCUAACUCCUCCCACAGUUUUUACACUACAUAGACAGUUAUAUACCGAAACGUGCGGAUUGUUCCCGAUUGGAUUGCUAUUACUUUGUGGAACGUUUUGUCGUUCUUGUGGCGAAAUUGGUCCCAUAGGAAUGAAUGGCAAAAUGUUCAAAACUAGAGUGGGAGCUGGCAAAAGCUGAAAAAUCAGGACAUGAUUUCUAAACUGCCACCACUCCCUUAUUUUCAGGCCCACCUACACAAAUCUUAUAUCAAAAUGAUCAGCUAUCCCUGCUGCCACCAAAACAUGUCCACGGCUAAGCCAUAGUCCUGAUAGUUUUCACAAUAUGACCAUUUGUUUGCAACUCACACUGUCCAUUGACAUCCAUUGAAACUCCACUCCAGCCAGCUAAAAUUUGAAGGGCUAUUUCUAAACUGCGACUGUGCCUUCAUUUUUAAUAUCUCAUAGAGAUAUGCAUCAAAAUGUAGGUCUGGGUCUUGUGAUUCUCACAAUAUAAAGCUCUUCACUGUAGGAUUUAUAGUUUUAAAAAUAUGACCGUUUGAAUAUGGCAACCGCCAAAAUACUCUGACCUGUGCCAGGCUGGAGCAGCAAGUGAUGUCGUAGACAGGGCCUUUUGUACACCUGCUAAUGUUUUUAUAAAUGUAUGUUUUAAUGUAACUAUGUAGCACUUUGGGCAACAACGUUGCAAUUAAAUGUGCUAUAUAAAUAAAUAAUAACUGUUACUCCGCCCACUCCAGUUGUAGACUCUGGUGGAGGCAAGAACACUUCACACAAUUUCAUAUCAUACAUUCAUAACAUCCCCUGAUAGCCCCAAUAUGGGGGAGCAACAUACUGAAAAAUCACAAAGAUCGGUUCAAAAGUUUUAUUGGAGGUCUUAGUUUUACCGACCGCACACAAGGUGUAAGCCGAGGAUAAUUCUAUGCGUUUUGGCCGUGCGAUCGGUCUCCAUUCGUGAGGUUGAAAUGCAUGAAAAUGUACAAUAUAAUGGGUUGUGUCUUUGUUCGUAUGAUUCCCCUCAUUUGUAGGACUCUUUUCACCAAACGCGGCUCUGUCCCAUUGAUUUCCCACGAACUUAUGCGAGGAUGGAAGUCUCUUUGGUGUUCGUGCCAUCGAGUGUCCAAUUUGGGUUACAGACACUCAACGACCAAACACUGCUGGUGCAUAAUAUGUAAAGAUGGCCGCCACCACGUGUUCAUAUGUCGAACGGCGGCCAUCCAGGGAAUACCCAGUUAGUUUGUGCGGUUGGCAAUUAAGACAGUGUGAAUAAAGAUAGGGAGGUCAAUUAGUGCCACUCUUCUCUCCUGGGUGGCCUGGUUGUUCGGUAGUUUGUUAGUUUGUCGAACAAUAUGGCUUAACAUAGUGGGAAUAGGAUUCUUACCGAACAACCAGACGAAUGAUAUACUAGGACAGCUUGUUACUUGUUCCUAUAAGUAACGAACAGUUGCAAAUAAAAUAAAAUAAAGCAACAAAAGGGUUAUGGACAGCCAAUAAUAUAAAAGGUGGAUAGUAGCAAAACCCAUUCCGCUACAUAUAUUCCUAACACUGUAGUGUUAAACUAACUGUUUAGGUCUCCAAUGCCCCUCAGGUUAAAGAGGUGUUUUGUUCACUUUUUCUCCAGUGCCUCAACAGUCUCAAAGUGGCUGGCCCAGCCUCCAUGGCUGACACAAUCAAUUUUGAUAAUUUUAGCCAAUCUAAUGCUUUCCUAUAAGAAAGCUGUAAUGGUUCUGAUGACUAAAGUGUCCCUUUAAAUUGUGCGACAAUUAUGCUGAAGAUGGGUUAUUUUUGCUAUAAUCUACCUGUGAAAAUAUAUUACAGUGAGUUAAGCCAUAACGUUUCUGUACCCGAUACAGUCUUCAUUUUGUUCUUUCACACAUCCUGACCCUGUGACUUUACUGUUAUUAACAAAACUACCGAACUUUGCAAUCUGUCACAUAUACUCUAGACUGUAAAAUGGAUAUGACUUCAAAUAAUAAUUUGAUGUGAUGCUCACAUUACUUCAUAUAUGUACCAUAUCUGUCUUUGUUAUUUAAGUUUUUGAAUGAAUGGUCAAUUUUACAUGUGAAAAUAUACAGUAUAUAAAUAUUAUUUUAAUGGCUAUGUUUAUAGGUGAAAAAGGUGAUAUCGGGAACAUGGGACCACCUGGGCCAAACGGAGAUCCAGGUAUAUUUAUAUGUAUUUCAUACAAAUAUGCAGUUUAAAAUAGUAAAGGAACACUAUAGUCACCAAAACAACUUUAGCUUAUUAAAGCAGUUUUAGUGUAUAGCUCAUGCCUCUGAAGUUUCACUGCUCAGUUCUCUGCCAUUUAGGAGUUAAAUCACUAUUGUUGCUGUUUUGAUUGCUAUGCAUCCAUAGCCACACCUCCACUUGCUGUGACUCACACAGCCUGCAUGAAAACAAAAUGGUUUCAUUUUCAAUCAAAUGUAACUAAUGCCCCAUUUCCACUGAGCGGUAUGGUUCGGGUCAGUAUGAUCUGGUACACUAUUUUGAGUGUUUCCAUUAUGAAAGUGGCCCAUGCAACCUAACCAAACCACACCAUUCCUGGGCCCUCUUCAGAUGUAGGUCCAUAGGAAAUGGUACGGUACGGUUAGGGCAGAGCUAUUGGUGUCAUACUAUACAAUCCAUUGAUUGGUGGACAGGAAAACGUCAAUGCUCACGACAAAUGACACGCUAGGCUUUUGUCUAAACCCCACAUGCUCCCAGGCGGUCCGACUUGCAAUGGAAAUGCUCACCUGAAUAGGCUGGACAAUUCUAACCCUUCCGAAGUGUACCGACCUGAACCAUACUGCUCAGUGGAAACGAGGUAUGACUUACAUUUGUUUUUUAUCUCCUGUUUUGUAAAUUAAACUUUAAUCACACACAGAAGUCUCCUGCAGGGUUUAGCAAGCUAUUUACAAAGCAGGAGAUAAAAAAAGAAAUUCCAAAUUAAACAGGAUUUGCAAUAAAGCAAACAUUAGAUGACUCUUUACAGGAAGUGUUUAGGAAGGCUGUGUAAGUCACAUGUGUGGAGAUGUGCCUUGGGCUGCAUAAACAAAGUGAUUUAACUCCAGAGCGGCAGAGAAUUGCACAGUGAGACUGCAGGGGCAUGAUAUACAUCAAAACCGCUUAAUUAAGCCAGAGUUGUUUUGGCGACUAUAGUGUUCCUUUAAUACAUUCCAUAGUGUAUUUUAUGAUGUUAUUCUGUUAUGGAAUGGUCUCCAGGAUUACAACUCUUUUUCUAUUUCAUGGUGUAUAUUAUUAUAUUAUUCAGUCUGAUAAAAAUGGAAAUGGCUUCCAGGACUGUCUGCAUUUGACUUGGCAACUUUGUAUUAAGUUAAUUGUAAGAACUUGCAAGCAGUGUAAUUAAAAACAACUGCUGGAGAAUGAAGGUGGACAUUCCGUCACUAUAUACUACAAUUUAUUUAAAUAAUAGUUUAACCCCUUAAGGACUGAGCCAAUUGUACAUGUUGUGAUCAAAACAAAACGUAAACAAAACCUUGAAUUUGCGGUAUAUGUCUGUUCAGGCGUAAUUCAACUCUUUUAUAUUAUGUGCACUCACACAUAUCAUAUAUCAUGUAGUUCAGGAGAAACAAGGCUUUCAUGUCUCAAAUAUUUGUAUAUUAAACAUAACUUAAUAUGAAUAAAAUAUAUAUAAAAAAGUGAAAUUAAGAAAUGUUAUUUUUUUUAGUUCUGCAUGGCAUUUUAACUGUGAAUGGCAUAAUACUGUUUGCUUUUACUGCAAUAAAAUAUACAUAUUUGUAUUCAGCGAUGUCUCACGGGUAAAACAGUACCCCCAAUGUACAGGGUUUAUGUUGUUUUGGAAAGUUACAGGGUCAAAUAUAGCACAUUACAUUUUUCAGUUUAUACACAUCGAAAUUUGCCAGACUGGUUAUGUUGCCUUUGAGAUCAAAUGGUAGCCCAGGAAUGAAAAUUAACCCCAUGAUGGCAUACCAUUUGCAAAAGUAGACAACUCAAGGUAUUACAAAUGGGGUAUGUCCAGUCUUUUCUAGUACAGUCAUAAACACUGGAAUUCAUAUUUGUUUGUGUGUGAAAAAUGCAAAACGUUCUGUGAACGCUAAUUUUGGCCAGUGUUUGUGACUAAGUGGCUACUAAAAAAGACUGGACAUAACCCAUUUGCAAUACCUUGGGUUGUCUACUUUUGCUAAUGGUAUGCCAUCAUGGAGGUAAUUCUCAAUCCUGGGUUACCAUACGGUCUCAACUAAGACAAAAAGGCUUUUUAACCCUUUAUUUACCUGUAUCUAUGACAAGUCCCCUUUUCUCUGGUACAGCAGGUGAGAGUUAGGCAAGGUAUCUCUAGAUGUACCAAUUACACCUGUGGGCCUUUUAUUAAUUCUUUACCUCGAUUUACUCACUAUUUCUCACCAAAAGAGCCAUCAAGGGAAGCUUGCCCAGAUAUCUGUUACUACAGAAUAAUAUAUGUUAUUAAAUCCACAUCUUAGUAUGCAAUACAUCUAUAGGUUAAUGCAUUUAUUUAUUUAUAGCUCUGUAUGUCUAGGAAUAUUCACAAAGCAUUGCAUAGGUAAAAUAAUUCACUCUCCAUCCACCUUGAUCCUAACUCCCCAUCUAACUUCUGCCUUAUCCCACUACUACUGUUUGCCUCCAAGAUCCAUGAGAGAGCUGUGUACGCUAGAUUGACCGACUUCAUUGAAUCCAACUUUCUGCUUGACUUUCUUCAGUCUGGAUUCCGUAUUGGUCACUGUCAAAUUGGCUCUGAGUAUCCAGUGAUUUAAUUGCUGCUAAAUUCAGUGGUCGCUAUUCUCUCCUAAUUCUCCUUGACUAAUCUGCUGCUUUCGACACUGUUACUUAUCAGGAACAUUCCAGUGUUUCCUUUUCUGGCUUUUCUUCUUCCCCCGCAAACCCUCUCUGUUGGCCCUGUCCUUGUUCGCCUACUGUUUUCAAUCCAUACUGCCAGUCACUUCCCAAAUCCUUCUCUUCUUUCUCAAAAACAUAGCUUGCUUCUGCUCCUAUCUAAUGCCAGUUGCAGCUAAGGUGCUGGUCCAUUAUCCUCUUUCGCUUUGACUACUGCAAUCCGCUUCUCAGUGGUCUUACGUGUUCCCAGUUUGCCCCAUUACAGUCUAUAUUGAAUUCAGCAGUGAGGCUCAUCUUGUAGUCUUGCUGUCUGCACACACCUCCAAUUCAUCCCUGUGAUUCCAGAUCCAGGUUAAAUUCUGUCUUGAGGAUAGUCAUGACCAGUUCUCAAAGAGCCGAGGCAUCCAUUCUUGGUGCAUCCAUCCAUCCAAUCCGAACUGGAGGAGGAAUGUACAGGCUGUUUAUAAAUGACGUAAUAUGAUUUUAGUAACAUUUCUCCAAUGAACCUUUUUUGUAAAGCAUAUUAUUGUUAAACCAUGAAGCAAUGUGCACACUUAUCACUGUACAUAUUAUCAAAGGUAUCUAUGAAUAAUGUGCAAAGUAAUCAUGUUAAGCAAUUAAUAAUAUAUUAAUGAACCUAUACAAGACUGGAUUUAGACAAAUCUUUUGUUAUAUUGAUAUCAAUGAAUUAUUAUUGGUCUUUGAUUAAAGGAUUAUGUUAUAGCAGGUAUUUUUGCAGCAAAUGUGUGCUGCAAUAAAUGUGUUUAAUUUCUGGGAUAAAUGGCCUGAAAAACAUUAAAUCACUGGUUAACUCGACUGGUAUUCCCAUUAUUAUUAUUAUUAUUACUAGUAGCAAUUAUAUAGAACCAACAUUUUUCACAGUGCUUUUAAAAGAUAGAAUGUAGAUAUUGGACAAAUAAAUAACUGACUAACAAAACAAAAAGACGAGAGACAAAGAUAGCCUUGCUCCAACAAGCUUACUAUCUAUCCAUAUUGUAUCUUUUCCUCAACCACUAAAGUGUUACUGAAUUUCCAGGAUUCAUUUAACUGCUAGAGAAACACAGAAACAUUUAAAAAAACAUUUUCAUUGCCUAUUGAGAACAUUUUAACCUGUAUAUUUAUAUAAAAAUGGUAAAAGAAUGAUGGCAGUGAGCAUUGAUAGCUUAAAACUAUAUGUCAAUGUCCCAGUGAUCUGUAGGUGUUGGUAUUUGGUAUAAAAUACCUUAACCUUGUACUAAAUAAUAUAUUCAAAUAUCAGACAAAUUAAUCAUACAAACUGAUGUGCAUUGCUAGACCUCAUAUGCAAUCCAGUCAUUGCUUUGUUUCUGUAGGCAUCCCUUGCGAAUGUGGCCAACUCAGAAAAGCUGUUGGAGAGAUGGACAUCCAAGUGGCACAGCUAACUACAGAAUUAAAAUUUAUAAAAAAUGGUAUGUACUUUCUACAUAUUUCUUAGGACAAUGAGUAUAUAAGUUUCUGAAACUAGCCCAUCGGCUGAUUGUUACAAAAUGAUAAGCCUAAAGUCCAUCCCGAAUCUUUAUUUUAUUGUCAGCUGUUUAAUGUAUGAAAUGCUAAGCUGUCAAAAAAGGGCCAUAAAGAUAGAAAUCUCAAUGAAUUGGACUUAGAUUAGAUGAAGUGAUGAUGUAAUUUACUGAACCCAUUUUUCCAUGGUUAAGAUAUUUAGUUUUCUUCUUUUACAAGUUUUUGCUUUUGAUUUCAGAGAAUGCCAAAGGCAGAGAAUGUCUGGACAUUUUUUAAUAAUUGAUAAAUAUAGUGAUGUUGCCAAGUUUCGUAAGAGAUUACAAAAAAAAAAAGUUCUCUGUAACUAUAAAUAGACCAGAUAGAACCAGUAGAAAUGAUUCCUAGAACCACCUCACUGUGAAGUUUUGUAGACAGGAUGUGUAAUGUAUCAGUUGAUUGGAAAGGUGAUGAAACUCCCUCUGUUCCUGUGUGCCCAACUUGUCUGGUUACAAAUACUUGUCUGUUAGUCCACCCAUUGUACAGCGAUACGGAACUUGCUGGCGCUUUAUAAAUAAUAAUAAUAACUCACCUCAAUAAUUUUCUCAGAAGCAAAGAAACACCCACAUGUACUUUUAAAUAUUCCCCAUUUAAAACCAUAUUCAUACUAACUUUACCAAUCUUUGAUAACUUUGCACAGAGCUUAUAGGCUUUUGUGGAUAACUUUAACACUGCAGAAGUUUGCUGACUACAUUUCCUAUAAUGCUUAGAUGAACCACAACAAGGAGAAAUGUAGUUCCCAUCUGCAAUACCAAUGUGCCCCGUUAUCAACAAGCUACUAAUAUUUACAGUCUGCUUUAAGAUCAGUCCACUGAGCUUUUAGGGCAGAUAUUUCAUGGGUUUUAGAAACAUAUUAGACUUAUCAACAGUUUGAAGAAAAAUGAGUUGCAUGAUCAAAUGUAAGUUAUCAUAAAUUAUUUUAUUAAAAUAAGUAUUUCUCCUGCCUAAGUCUUUGUAAAUUUUGAUGGGUAACUUAGCAUUUUAUUUUUCAUUUUUUAUGAUAACAUCAAUUUUAUUUUUAGAUACCUAAAGUGGUAUUUUAAGUGAGGUGUUAACAUAAUACUUUAUCCAAAAUUACAUGCUAAAUCUAUGGUGGAUAGGACUACUUACCCUUUGAGCAAUAUUCCUAAUAUUAACAGGUGAUAUACAAUAUCAACAGUUACCUGUUUGAAUUAUUGCAAUGUACAUUAAGGUUAUUACAGAAAUACGAGUGCUCACUUUUCAGCACUGCCCUCCCCCGCAGUUGUUGCCGGAGUGCGCGAGACGGAUAGUAAGAUCUACUUACUGGUGAAGGAAGAAAAGAAGUACAUUGAUGCCCAGGCUUACUGCCAAGGAAGAGGCGGAACUCUCAGCAUGCCUAAAGAUGAGACAACCAAUAAUCUGAUUGCAUCAUACAUCAACCAAGCAAGCCUCACAAGAGUUUUCAUUGGGAUCAAUGACUUGGAAAAAGAAAGCCAUUUUGUGUAUUCUGAUCGCUCCCCACUGCAGACCUUCAACAAAUGGCGCCAAGGAGAACCUAAUAAUGCUUAUGAAGAGGAGGACUGUGUUGAGAUGGUUGCCUCGGGAGGAUGGAAUGAUGUAUCGUGCCUCAUUACUAUGUAUUUUAUUUGUGAGUUUGACAAAGAAAAUUUGUAAUUUUGUUUCCUUAAGAAAUCUUAUAAUUUAAAAAAACAUUUACAUUUAUCAAUAGCGCAUAAAAAAAAUGCGUGUGUUCAGUUAACUUUUUCUGCUUGAUGUUUCAUUUCUAGCAGUUUAUCAGCUUUGAAAAGAACAGUCAUGGCUAAAUUUGUGUCACUGGUAUCUAGAGGAAAAAUCGUUGUUUUCUUCACUUUGCAGGACUUUUGUUUUUGGUCAGUAUUUCGUUUCAUUUGAUGCUUUCUCUGAUGCUAAUUAUUGAGUAAAUCAAUCAUAUUUCAGGAGAGAAUUUGUCCAGUGCAAUCUCAUAAACACACUCCUUCUUCAAUCCCCAUUAUGGCUGCGUUUAUGUGUGCUCACAUAUUAUCAACGUGAGUGGUAUGAAAAUCCUUUAGAUAGGUUAAAGUGCAAAAUCUUAGUCACGGAGAAGAGUCAAGGAUCAAAUGAUGUAUCCCUUUAAGAUGUACCUUUAAGAUGUUUAGAUAUGCUUAACUUACUAUUUAUUAGGCUAUUAAAGUCACUGGCACACAUUCAGUAUAUUACUUAUACUGUUUUGGAAAAUCUCCUCUGAAGGACACUGGCUGUAAAGCAAGUUAUUGUUGUUUCAAUUUAGUAAUGAAUAACCAAUCAGGAAGGAGACCAAAGACAUGUUGUUUGGAAUUGUAAGACAGAAUAUCAUUUUACACAGUUCCGUACAAGAGGCACACAGGGUAGUCCAGAAGCAGAAUGGGGACAAUGGCUGUUAUUAUUAUUAUAUUAUUAUAAUAUAUUAAACAAAUGAGCCACUUUGUUUUUAAACGAAAAGUCCACUUUGAUGUGAUAAGGAAAACUUCACUUUAUAGUAAACAUAAAUAGCUAGCAUAUAUCACAGGGAUGUAAAAAGGGAAAGUUUACAUUAUACACACAUGAUUUUUUAGAAAUCAGUUUAUUUAUAAAGCACCAGUGAUGCCCAAUCCCAGAGAGGCAAAACACAAGUACUUAGUGGCAUAAUAUCAUCCAUUUAUUUAAUCCAGAAAUAUUUUUUUAGCCAGUUUUGAAGUUUGAACUCUAUGGAGAGUAGCUGUGCAAUCAUAACUGAUCAGUCUCGACUUUAGAACAGUAACAGAGGUUGAAAAGCUUCAAAUUUUCUGUGAAGACAGAAUUACCUUACAUAAUAAGGCCUAUAUUCACAAAAUAGUCUAUCACGUUAACAUACCUCCUGACUCUAGCAGGCACUGUGGAGGAAGGUUAUUGAAGAGUCGCUGACACAUUUCUGUCUAAUAUUCUGCAUAUUUUUGGCACAAUUUCUAAAUCUGUAGUUCUUGUUUUUUUUCCCUGUUGCUUUUCUGUGCCCUGACCACCAUUUUUGAACUUGCUCCAUGUAACUGUCAACAUAACAGAUUUGUGUUUCUUUCUGCCACUUUUUCCAACAAUAAAGUGUUAGCAUUCCUGCCACUAUAAAUGUUGUGGUUUUCUGAACUGGAAAAAUCUGUGAAAACAUGCAGAAUUUACCAUAAGUAAAACCAUCACUUAAUUUAUUUAAACAUAAUUAUUUCAACAACAACAACUGAAUUUGGAGAGUAUAGAAACUGAAGAUGAAAGUGAGAACAUACUGUGUUAGUGGGUAGUUUAUACUUGGCACACAGAAAAAUAAUGGACGCAUAAAAGACAAAACAAAAUCUAUAUUUAUAAAUAUAGAUACAUUUUAUAUUUAUAAGUCACUAAAUAAUCACUGUUUGUAGAGUACGCAAAUGGAUUUUAUUGAGAGUCCCCAUUGGAAAGGAAAAUAUGGCAUUAAAAAAAACAAAUAUUAAAAAAACAUGAAGAAAAAACAUAAGCAAUACCGACACUAUUUAAAAAGUAACAAUAUAUCUAUAUAUUUUUACAUUUUUUAUUGCAUAAAACUUUUUUUUUUUUUUUCAAGAUAACUGAACAUGGUUAAAGUAUAAUUAAUUCCUUUAACACUUGUUCAAUUGUGGGUAAGUCUGAGACAUUUGGAAAAAAAUAGUAAAGGCUGACAAAAUGUCUGUAAUGUGCCUUAAACUAGCACCGCUCCCAAAGAAAAUAAAACCCCAAGUAAAAGAGUAUAUAUUAUAAAUCAAAAUUGGCAGUAACAGAUGGAUUGGUUUUGUCCUAUCUACCUUCGCAAUCUAUAUUUGCAUAGAAUAUAUCACUACUGCAGAAAGUAUUGUUUCUGGCUGAGAGCACUGAAUUUAUUCAGGUUGACAAUAAACUCUGCAGAUUACCCAGAAUAUGUUAAAUAGUAUUUAAAAUUCCUGAUUUAAUACUUCUUCUUUUGCAUUGGACACUUAUCUGUAUUUCAUGAUGUCCUAUCUGAAACUAUAUGUGUUGUAUAAUGACUACAUGAUUAAACUUAUAAGUAAAUAAAUGAAUGAAGUUUC